UGGAAACAGGUGUAGAUCUUUGCGCUUGGAAGGUACGUCAGGAAUUCCUGACAGCGAUCAGUCAAGAGUGCAAGAUCCUGCAAGUGCUGCAAGUGCUGAGUAUCACUGAAACUCCAGUCUUUGGAAAAUGCGUACCGGCUGCUUCUUCUCUCCGUGUGUCAGUCGACCGAAGAUCAUUCCCGAUGAUGAAGACGAAGGAAGUGUGGACUCGGAGCCAUACAGUCCCCAGAAUGUGGACUUUCUCCAGAAUUUGGCGAAUGUGGAAAGCAUAAUUUUGAGCCAGAUGGGAGAGAAGGAACACAGUGGAUGCACAGAGCGAGACGAGUACAGAAUAAAAACUGCAGCUUCAAUGGCGAGGAGCAAUUCUUUAGCAGCAAAGGAAUUAGGAUCGAAGGCCGGUGGACACAUAAUCUUUGAGAAGGUUUCUCAAUUUUCAAGAUGCCCCAGUCUUAGCUCGAAUCAAUCCGGAGGCUUCGUGAGUACUGCAAAUGGGAAGCAAGAUGACAAAACUUCCACCAGGAGUGCCAUGCCGACAGCCGAGGAACACAGAAGUCUUUACAGUCCCAGCCCAAGUUUUCGAUGGGACUACGAGGAGCCUUACCGAGUGGACAGAACUCCCGAAUUUAGCACAAGGAGCAGUUCCAUGCAGAAAUCUGCGAGCUCAACCAGUUCCCUCUCCAAGCAGACAAGUAUCUCUGGAGAUCAAAAGAAGGUUAUGAAUCUGCAAUUCACGGAAGACUCUGAAACAGUCGGAUGUUAUAUUCACGUGAGCCGAACAAAUCAACGCAUCUUGAAUCACUAUCAGUUACGACCCUUCAUGGACGAGCUCAAGAGAUGGAGUAUGCAAGUUCCCAGUACCAGUAGCCUCAGGUACAAGCAUAGCACUGGAGUGGACGUGUCCCUUCCCUGGCCUGAUCUCCGUACCGGAUCGAUCCAAGAGAUUGAGAAAUUUGUUGACUCUGUAAAUAGGAUCGAAGGAAGAAAGGUCUUCUACUGCCUUCGAAUGGAGCACCCCCAUUCUUCGUUCUUAAAGCUGCCUCCCUGUGUUCCUCCCCCGGCACCGCCAUCGAUCAAAAAGCAGAGAAGUCUCCGGAACCGAUUCACUAAGUCGGGUUCCGGACGGAAGUGAGUGGCGAGCCCAAGGGACCAUCGAAGGUCCCUCGGACGAAGGUGCGAUUGUUCGAUGGAUUGCUUCACGGCAACCAUAUCAGUCCACGAACUGGCUUCAGUGGCCGUUGCAUUUAAUCCUUCAAAGUGCAUCAAUUAUGUUGAAGUCAGCAGCUGCAUAUGUUGGUGUUCGGAGGGACCCAACGCAUGCAAGGAUGUCGCUUCAACUUAUUAUUGAUUAGGAAUUCCGGAUUGAGGUUGGGAAAGUGGACCUCUUCAUAGAAGUAAAUUUCAUUUUCUGAAUCAUUCUUCCUUUGCUUUUCUUUAGUAUAAACAUAACUACAGGCUUACUAGCCUAUACAUGUAGGUACAGCAUGUAGUUGCUUGUUAUGUUAUAAAUUCCAUUUACUCGUCGUAUCCAUGAGCAGAU
Molecule: messenger RNA, 1537 nt
Organism: Marchantia polymorpha subsp. ruderalis
Lineage: Eukaryota; Viridiplantae; Streptophyta; Marchantiopsida; Marchantiales; Marchantiaceae
Source: the annotation of a GenBank genome assembly